AUGCCUCAAGCCCAGCCCGAGUUAAAGAAGUAUAUGGAGAAGCGGGUGUUCUGCGAACUUAACGGAAACCGCAAAGUCAUUGGCGUUUUACGCGGCUACGAUGUGUUUAUGAAUAUCGUCCUUGACGAAGCUUUUGAAGAGAAGCCGGGUGGAGAAAAGGUUGCUAUUGGCAUGAUUGUCAUUCGCGGCAACUCAGUUGUCAUGCUUGAGGCUUUGGAGCGGAUAAGCGAGAAAUAGACAGACUAUUAUAGGUUGCGUGUGGAGGGUGGAGACGUCCGGACGUCUACGUUUUUUCUUUAUACCAUACAUGCAUGUAUGUGGGUUACUUCAAAUAUCAAGGAGUUCACGGGUUGGACCGCUCGCGUGGAGCUAUCCGAGGGUAUCUUUUUUGAGAUUUUAUUAUGCUUAUGAGAGGGAAAGGAAAAGAAAUUUGAAUAAUACCUACAUAUGUCUAUCCUGAGUAGACCAGUGGCUACGUGCUCCUUUGAAUUAAUACCUGCCAACUACAUAUACUAGCACAUCGGAGUAGUUAAGGAUGAUAUGCAGAGAGUCAACUGCAUUGAAUAGAUCCGGGGCAUAGGGAAGAUUUAAAGCAGCCACACUACAG
Molecule: messenger RNA, 607 nt
Organism: Aspergillus versicolor CBS 583.65
Lineage: Eukaryota; Fungi; Ascomycota; Eurotiomycetes; Eurotiales; Aspergillaceae
Product: putative small nuclear ribonucleoprotein SmG
Exons: 5
Coding region: 1-237 (78 amino acids)
Biological process (GO): spliceosomal snRNP assembly; mRNA splicing, via spliceosome
Cellular component (GO): catalytic step 2 spliceosome; U2 snRNP; U5 snRNP
Molecular function (GO): RNA binding
Source: RefSeq, a predicted model, not a curated record